Messenger RNA from Myotis myotis, 859 nucleotides. RefSeq names its product glutathione peroxidase 1 (gene GPX1). The record is from RefSeq and is a predicted model, not a curated record. Gene Ontology annotation, cellular component: mitochondrion; cytosol. The transcript is spliced from 2 exons. NCBI's taxonomy places the organism in Eukaryota, Metazoa, Chordata, Mammalia, Chiroptera, Vespertilionidae. Gene Ontology annotation, molecular function: glutathione peroxidase activity. Gene Ontology annotation, biological process: response to hydrogen peroxide; hydrogen peroxide catabolic process; response to selenium ion.
UUAAAAGGCGCUGCGCCCCGGGUCCCCUGGUGUUCCUGUCCCCGGCGCGCCCUGUGCUGCCCACCCCACGCCAUGUGCGCCGCUCAGCUGGCGGGGGCCGCGGCCCCGCGCUCCGUGCACGCGUUCUCCGCGCGCCCGCUGGCCGGCGGGGAGCCCCUGAGCCUGGGCGCCCUGCGGGGCAAGGUCUUGCUCAUCGAGAACGUGGCCUCGCUCUGAGGCACGACGGUGCGCGACUACACCCAGAUGAACGAGCUGCAGCGGCGCCUCGGGCCGCGGGGCCUGGUCGUGCUCGGCUUCCCGUGCAACCAGUUCGGGCACCAGGAGAACGCCAAGAACGAGGAGAUCCUGAACUUGCUCAAGUACGUCCGGCCCGGCGGCGGGUUCGAGCCCAACUUCACGCUGUUCGAGAAGUGCGAGGUGAACGGCGCGCAGGCGCACCCCCUCUUCGUCUUCCUGCGGGAGGCGCUGCCCGCGCCCAGCGACGACCCCACGGCGCUCAUGACCGACCCCAAGCUCGUCACCUGGUCCCCCGUGUGCCGCAACGACGUGUCCUGGAACUUCGAGAAGUUCCUGGUGGGCCCGGACGGCGUGCCCGUGCGCAGGUACAGCCGCCGCUUCCCCACCAUCGACAUCGAGCCCGACAUCGAAGCCCUGCUGGCCCAGGCCCCCGGCAGUGCCUAGGGCGCCCGCUCACCCACCGGCCUCUGGGGGUGUUUAUCCAUGACGGUGUUGCCUCUAAACCUACGCGGAGGAAUGCCUGAUGUCCAGCCAAACCCCCCCAGAUGCGCCCUGGUCCUGCCCACCCCCGCCUCCCCCUCCCACACAUGGCUUUCACAAUAAACUGCCCGGUGUCCGCGGA